Molecule: messenger RNA, 1728 nt
Organism: Seminavis robusta
Lineage: Eukaryota; Bacillariophyta; Bacillariophyceae; Naviculales; Naviculaceae
Source: the annotation of a GenBank genome assembly
AUGAAGGAAGUGUCAUUUUCCAAAACAAUAGAAUCCUCGCAAGACUACGUAGCCAUGGCGGACCCCGGUGAUGGUGAAAUGGCCGCUGUGCCGGUGGACCGACCUCAACCCACCCGAAGAGCACCAAAGCGUAUGCUCUCCGACAUUCCUGAGCCAAAGACCAGGUCAGGCUAUGGUGGAGCUAUCAGUAAUCUCAUCAAUAGUAUCGUGGGGGCAGGCAUCAUCGGCAUUCCGUAUGCAUUUCGAGAAGCCGGUUUGAUAGUUGGGCUCUUCCUCCUUGUGUUGGUUUCGUACUUGACAGACAAAAGUCUCCGAAUCAUUAUUGAGGCAGCCAGGUACCAUCCGAAACUGAAAAUGGUUGGCGUGAAAACAUACGAAGAUUUGAUGCAGAUCCCGUAUGGGUACUACGGGUCUUUGUUUGUCCAAGUCAACAUGUUCAUCUUGGCGUAUGGUGCCAUGGUAGCCUACAUGUUGAUUAUCAAAGACACCGUACCAACCAUGUUUGGCAUUGAGAACUCUGGAGGAAAAGCCGUUGCAGAACGAGAGCUCGUCAUGGUGAUAACAUCACUCCUGAUUAUGCUACCCUUGGCAUUGCUCAGAGAUAUGGCAUCUUUGUCUUUUACAUCCUUCUUGUCAGUCACAGCGGAUGUCAUCUUGGUGAUCUUUAUUGCACUUUAUUCGCCGAUUGGAACCUCGGUCAGUGAAGCAGGAGGGUUCUGGGAGGUCCUGGGAUCCAACACAAUCAAUUCACGCUUAUUCAUUGGUCUGGGAGUCAUUAGCACAGCCAUGGCUUGCCAACAUUCCGCUUUUAUUGUCAGCGGUUCCAUGCAGGAAAAAACGUCCACAGCCUGGUCUGUUGUCACCAAAUACUCCCUCUUGAUUGCCCUGGUGCUCUGCUCGCUGUUGGGUACCAUGGGAUUUUUGGGAUUCCUGGACGAGACGCAGGGAAACAUUCUCAACAACUUUGAUCCUGAUACGGUAGCUGCCAAUGGAGCAAGAGGACUUUUGGCCAUUACCAUGUUCUUUACAUACCCGAUGGAAUCUUUUGUGGCUCGGCAUGUCGUUGCCAAAAUCUUUUUCAACGGUGAUUCGGAGGGAGACAUUGUCGACGAACACGGAAACACCAUCCCGGCUGGAAAGUGGCUCUUUUGUAUCGGAAGAAGAGAGUUGAUUGUCAUUUUCUUGUACAUCUUGGCUCUCAUUCCAGCACUCUUUGUAGACGAUUUGGGGCCAGUUCUUUCCAUUACGGGGUCUUUGGGAGGAAGUUGUGUCGCUUACAUUGGACCCGGUCUGGUCUACCUUGGUGUUCAUGGACAAUCAUUCAUUGAGUAUACAGACAUUCUUCUGGGAAAAACACCACCGUCACAUACAGAUCCAACCAUUGAACUGCCAGUGGUAGGAGAUGCGAGUGCCACAAUCCAAACACACACCCAAGAUGCACCCUUCAACCCUGUAUCCAAGCCAUGGUGGUGGUGGCUACUAGGGUUCCCAAUCUGGCGGGCAAUCGCUUCGGCAGGAGCCUUGGGCAUGAGACAUAAUCUUGAAGCUCUAGAAGAGGAAAGUCCUGGUUGCACAACCGUGCCACCCAGUGGAGAAGUGAUUGGACCUUUGACUCGAGACUACUAUAUCGCCAUGUUCUUUAUCAUCUUUGGUGUCAUUGCUGUGCUUGUGGGCCUUGUCACAAACAUCUACGUGCAGAUUGAAAAUACUUUCUACACCCCUCAUUAG